Messenger RNA from Salvelinus namaycush (lake trout), 2379 nucleotides. RefSeq names its product galaxin-like. The record is from RefSeq and is a predicted model, not a curated record. The transcript has 13 exons. Bases 21 to 1862 code for a protein of 613 amino acids. NCBI's taxonomy places the organism in Eukaryota, Metazoa, Chordata, Actinopteri, Salmoniformes, Salmonidae.
UUGUAGAGUGAGAGUGCUUUAUGGUAAGAGUCAACAUGACCACUCCACUACUGAUGUUUGUUCUUCUGGCUCUACCCUGCUACAGCGCACCUGGGCAACUCAAUCGUUAUGGACUUCCAGUCUCUGCCCAUAGUAGGGAUUUCUAUGUCAGGUCUCCCAGAGAUCACCUAUGCGACAGUGGGAAAUUUGACAUUCUAGGGUUCACCUGCUGUGAAGGAGUAUUGCGUCAGGGGGCUGGGCAGUCCUGCUGUGGAAACAAGUCCUUCAACCUCACCCAGGCUUCAUGUUGUGGUGGUCAGCUGACUCUGCAUGUGAGCCAGCUGGUGUCAGAUUGCUGUGGUUCUAGGGCCUAUGACCCACUCAACCAGCUAUGCUGUGACUUACAGAUCCUAAUCAGGACCCAACCCCAUUCCAAGUGUUGUGGAAAAGAGCUUUACAAUGAAGACCACCAGCUUUGCUGUGGAACUGUCCUUCAAGGAAGGAAGGUCCUGACCAAAAUGUCUGGUCACCACCGGUGCUGUGGAGACCACCAGUUUGACCAGCAAAGCCACUGCUGCUGCCACAUCAAUGAACCAUCAAACCAAGUCAACCCUAAGCCUCUCAAUGCAAGCUGCUGUGCCAUCCAGGAAGUGCCACAUCCUCCCCCAGCGCAAACUGGUCAGCACAUGGGAAUUGCUCAGAAUUCUCCAAACUGUAUGCCUGGGAAGAAGCCUUGUGGUCUAGGUGCCUGCUUUAACCCAACAACAGAACGUUGCUGUGUGAACCCUACAUCUCUCCAGGGACAAAGUUACUCACAUGACCAUACUCCAGGUCACUACCAUAGUGCUAGCUGUGGCUCUCAGGUUUACAAUCCAGACAUCAACAUCUGCUGUUCCGAGAAGCUGUCCAAUAGGGUGCUUGGAAAAAACCUGUGCUGCGGUACAACUCCGUAUGGUUUAGAGGACCGAGGGGUGCUGUGCUGUAACCAGACCUUGCACCUUGCGGUGGAGGAUGGGUACCAGUGCUCUCCAGGUGGCCACUUGUAUCGGCCAUCCCGUGACAUGGUGUGUGGCUCACGCGUUCUUGUCAUCGAUCCAGGCAAACACUGCUGUGGAGAGGAGACAUACGACCCUCAGUAUGACAUCUGCUGCAACGGACACAAACACCACAGGUUGAAAAAUGUUUCCUGCUGCGGUGGGAAGGCCUACGACCCCAGCAGUGGCCAGAUGAAGUGCUGUGCAGGGACUCUGUACAACCUGCAGGUUCAGGACAAGCUCUCAGAGGAGGCCCAGUGCUGUGGGAGUGUUCUGAUGGAGGCUGGCUCCACCCAGACCUGCUGCUCUGCCCCUGGGCUAGACCUGCUCUACCCUACCCAGCCAGGGUUCACCUGCUGUGGGCACCGCUAUCCCAAUGCCUCCCUGUGGUCUUGCUGCGCCGGGGUCCUGCAUCCAAGGCCUGAACCACACAACACCACCAAGAACGUGAUUCCAGGACCCAGGCUUCUACCACUGGAGGAUUUGAAGACUGAAGUCCUGUGUUACAAUGAAGUUCUGCUGGGGACAGUGGAGAGUGUGUCCGUGAAGAUGAAUAAGCGGUCCAUCGUGAUGGUGAACGCCAUGUACGUGAUGGUGAACGCCAUGUACAUGCUGGCCUCGCGUGCCAAUGUCAGCGCCCUGCCUUCCCCUCACUACGUCACAUUACCCGACCACUGCAGCUCCCCUGAACUGGUGCCGGGCAACACUUACAUCUGGGUGAAAAUACCUUCCUCAGAUCACAUAAGUUUCAUCUCUGAUCUCAGCGAUAAUUCCUCCCCUCUCUAUUCCAUCUUUUCCAGGUGCAGAACCCUUUUUCUUGCCCGGAGUAAAGCCCUACAUAAUGUUUGAAAACUUUACAGUGUUUGUUUGCAAGUAACAUUGAUUGUUAACAUUGUUAACAACAUUGUUAACAAUCAACGGCGUAAUAAAAAGCUCAUCUUGGGUUCUGAUGGGGUUCGACAGUUGAACUAAGAUCAUGAGGCACAAGUUAUAUUCUUCCAGAGUCAAUUGGUAUAUAUCAUUCAUUUAAAAGUUUAAAAAAAUUGCUGUUGCUAUCACAGAUUGCCCCUUUAAGCUAUCAGUAGACAUUUAAGACAUGUUUGUGAAGUGAUUGUAUCACAUUGUGCAAGGACAGGAAAAAAAGCCUAUUUUAACCGUAGGCGUAUGACUUCACCAUGCAUCACUUCAGGUGGUUUUGUGUGGGGUGGUUGCCUUUAUCCCAUCCACAUAUAUGUACCCCAUUAUCUGACACUGGAUCAUAGGAUCACAUUUUUGUUUUAUUAUUUCACUGCCAUACUGUGUUUGAUCUUGUCUAUCCAACUUGUCUCAAGAGGACCACAAUGGAAAUAAGUCCCAGACUUUAUUA